Messenger RNA from Rotaria sordida, 1305 nucleotides. Lineage: Eukaryota; Metazoa; Rotifera; Eurotatoria; Philodinida; Philodinidae. The record is from the annotation of a GenBank genome assembly.
AUGGCUGAUGUUGUUCAUCGUAUUAGCGAAUUAACACAUACACGUCUGUCAUGGUUUGGUUGUUCGGAUGAUGAUGGAUGUAAUCGUCUAAAUCAUCGUCAUACUGUUUUAAUGUUAUUAAUCUUUUCGGCUGUACUUACUUCACGUUUAUUUAUUUCGGAUUUAAUUAUUUGUUGGACACCUGGUGAAUUUACAGGAAAUUUUGUUUCAUAUACACGUCAUUAUUGUUAUGUAACAAAUACAUAUUAUAUAUCAAUGAAUGAAACAAUUCCAACAUUAAAUAAUUCUCAUAUACGUCGAAAACGUUCAAUUUAUUAUUAUCAAUGGUUACCAAUAUUACUUGCAUUUCAAUCUUUAUUAUUUUUAAUUCCACGUUUAAUAUGGAGUAGUUUUAGUUCACGUUGUGGAAUUAAUUUACAACAUUGUUUAUCACCUCAAUUUGAUUAUCGAAAAAGUCGUUAUAAAGUUCAUAAUAUAACAACAAUGCUUAAUUUAUUAUCACGUGCUAAACAACAUGAUUUUAAUCGUAUAUCAACAAAUAAUAAUAUAAAUAAAAAUAAUUUUCGAUCAAAUAUACAAUUUUUUAAAACAUUUUGUAUUCCAUUUCUUUUUUUAAAUGAAAAUCCAUUUCAUGGUUAUUAUUUAGUAAAUUUAUUUCUUAUUGUUAAAAUACUUUUUUUAAUUAAUUCAUCAUUACAAUUAUUUUUUUUAAAUACAUUAUUAACAAAAAAUUCAAUUCUUUAUGGAUAUGAAGUUAUUGAUAAUUUUCGUCGUGGUGAAUAUAUUGUUGGUUCAAGAAUAUUUCCAUUAAGUGUUUAUUGUGAUUUUAAUAUUAUUAAAAUUGGUCAACCAACAAUUUAUACAGUUCAAUGUUUAUUACCAAUGAAUGUAUUUAAUGAAAAAAUCUUUACUAUUAUUUGGUUUUGGUUAGUUUUUUUAACAAUAACAAAUUUAAAAAGUGUUAUAUUAACAAUAAUACGUAAUAGUUUUCAUCAAUUUAAUUAUUCUUAUAUAGCUAAUUAUUUAGAUUUAUUUUCAAAAAAAGAACGUUUUAAAAGACAUAUACUUGUUAAACGUUUUAUAUUUAAUUAUUUAACAGCUGAUAGUAUAUUAAUAUUAAGAUUAAUAUCAGAAAAUAUAAGUGAUUUAUUAACAAGUGAAGUUAUUCAUGAACUUUGGAAUGAAUAUAAAAAAUUAUCAAAUUUAUCAUCAACAAAUCGUGAAAAAUAUCAACGAUUAAAAACUCUAGGUCAAACAUCAAUAGAUGUUUUAACAACAAAUAAAAAUAUUCAUUAUCGUCGUUGA